Messenger RNA from Mesocricetus auratus (golden hamster), 1761 nucleotides. RefSeq names its product H-2 class I histocompatibility antigen, alpha chain-like. Bases 23 to 1363 code for a protein of 446 amino acids. The record is from RefSeq and is a predicted model, not a curated record. Gene Ontology annotation, molecular function: signaling receptor binding; peptide antigen binding. Gene Ontology annotation, cellular component: external side of plasma membrane. NCBI's taxonomy places the organism in Eukaryota, Metazoa, Chordata, Mammalia, Rodentia, Cricetidae. The transcript is spliced from 6 exons. Gene Ontology annotation, biological process: antigen processing and presentation of endogenous peptide antigen via MHC class Ib; immune response; antigen processing and presentation of endogenous peptide antigen via MHC class I via ER pathway, TAP-independent.
AACCCGCACGCCCAGAACUGAGAUGGUGGAGAUAGCACUCAGCAAGCUGUUUUUGUUGCUGGCGGCCGCCCAGGCCCCGACCCAGACCCGCGCGGGUGAAAGCGGGAUAGGGAGGGAAACGGCGUCUGCGGGGAGAGCGGGGGCGGCACCGGGGAAGCCUCGUCCCCGCAUCGCCCGGCCAGACCCUCCCGCCCCUUCCCCUCCCGCGUCCCGAGCCCCGCGCCCCGCUCGCGGCCGCGCACCUGCCCGGGGUCCCGGGAGGAGGUCGGGGUCUCACCAGGCGCCGCCCCCAGGCUCGCACUCGCUGCGGUAUUUCCUCACCAUCACGUCCAGGCCCGGCCUCCGGGAGCCCCGGUUCAUUGUCGUCGGUUACGUGGAUGACACGGAGUUCGUGCGCUUCGACAGCGACGCCGAGGAUCCGAGGAUGGAGCCGCGGGCGCCGUGGAUGCAGCGGGAGGCGCCGGAUUAUUGGGAGAGGGAGACGCAGACCGCUAGGAGCUGGCAGCUGAUUUUCCGAGUGAACCUGAGGACCUUGCUCGGCUACUACAACCAGAGCGAGGGCGGCUCUCGUACCUUCCAGUGGAUGUAUGGUUGUCACGUGGAGUCUGAUGGGCGCCUAGUCCGCGGGUAUCAACAGUUCGCCUACAAUGGCGAGGAUUACAUCUCCCUGAACGACGACCUGAGGACGUGGACGGCGGCGGACAGAGCAGCGCAGAUCACCCUGGUCAAGUGGGAGCAGACUAAUGAGGCAAAAAAACGGAGAGCCUACCUGCAGGGCACAUGUGUGGAGUCGCUUCGCAGAUACCUGGAGCACGGAAAGGAGCAGCUGCUAUGCCCAGAUCCCCCAAAGGCACAUGUGACCCAUCAUCUUGGACCUAAAGGUGAUGUCACCCUGAGGUGCUGGGCCCUGGGUUUCUACCCUGCUGACAUCACCCUGACCUGGCAGAGGGAGGAGGAGGAACAGACCCAGGACAUGGAGCUGGUGGAGACCAGACCUUCUGGGGAUGGAACUUUCCAGAAGUGGGCAUCUCUACUGGUACCUUCUGGGGAGGAGCAGAAAUACACAUGCCAUGUGCACCAUGAGGGGCUGCCUGAGCCCCUCACCCUGAGAUGGGAGCCUCCUCAGUCCACUGUCCCCAGCAUGGCAGUCACUGCUGUUCUGGUUCUCCUUGGAGCUGUGACCAUCAUUGGAGCUGUGAUGGCUGUUGUGAGGAAGAGGAAGGGAAAAGCAGGUGGAAAAGGAGGGAACUAUGCUCCAGCUCCAGGCAGGUACAGUUCCCAGAGCUCUGAAGUGUCUUUCCCAGACUGUCAAGGUGACACUCUGGGACCUGAUAUGGGGUGUGGGAGGACAAAGUGCACAUGAAGGCAGCUGCCAGGGUUGGACGGAGUGACAGACAGUGUGUACAGGACUCUCCUGUGACAUCCAGGGCCUCUCAGUUCACCCUCACCAACAGUGACUGAUGUUCCCUGUGAUCUUAUGGACUCAAUGUGAAGAACUGGGAGCCCAGCCCAGCCCUGUACACCAGGACCCUGUCCCUGCACUGCCUGUGUUCCCUUCCAUGGCCAACCCUCCUGUUCCAGCAGACAGGAGGGGACAUAACAUCCUGUCACCUCCAUGAUGCCCUGACUUCCCUCCCGAAAAUAAGGAUCUCAAUUUGAACUUAAUUGUUCACGUCCUUGAUCUGACAGGUUCAUUGGCAGUUAAAUAAAUUAUUGAGACACUGAGAGGUUGAGGAGGAAAUAAAUGGCAGCAUGGAGAAA